AUGCAGUGUCCUGGUCUACUGGCGUUAGUUAUUAUCCUGUCCAUGACACCAUACUGUGUAUUGUGUGAGGAGGGAACUCCACACAGCCUGGAGCCCAACCACCAGCUGGGCCAGGGGUCUCCCACUACCGCUCUACACCGCAGACUCAGACGAGGCUGGAUCUGGAAACAGCUGUUUCUCCCAGAGGAGGACCCCACUCCACGUGUGAUUGGCCAGGUACCAGUUCUCCACAGAAUAAACAUUUCCUACAUUUUAGUAAUGCCUUUUCCUAGAUGGUUAGUAGACAGGACAAAAAAAUGGAACAAGAAAACACAAAGCAAAUAUAUUAUGAAGCAAAUGCAUUAUGAAUCAAAUACAUUACGAAGCAAAUACGUUAAUGGCUCUUUGUUUCCUUUUCUCCUUUCCCUCAGCUGAAAUCAGACUACGACAGAGGGGAUUUCGCUAUCAAGUAUAUUCUGUCGGGGGAAGGUGCUGGGGAGAUGUUUGAAAUCGAUGAGUAUUCAGGAGAGAUACGUGCGUUGCAGAAGCUGGACCGCGAGGAGAAGGCCUUCUAUGUUCUCCAGGCUCAGGCCCUCGCUAGGAGGUCCAAUGAACCUGUGGAGCCUCAGUCAGAGUUUAUCAUUAAGGUCCAGGACAUCAAUGACAACAUACCCCAGUUCCAGAAUGAGCCCUAUGUCUCCAGCAUCCAAGAGAUGUGUCCCAUGGGUAUGUUCGACAGCAUCAAUACGCAAAUAAUACAGUGUCCAUAAUAGGACAGCCUCAGUCUCAGCAGAAGUUUGAAACAACUCCUGCUGAGACUGAGGCUGUACUAAUAUGGACGCCAGUAGUUACAUUUAAAUUACAUAUAUGGAUGAUAAGAAAUCUUAGUUAAGGGAUCUGAUGUAUUUUCCUGAGCACCUGAAGUUACAAUUUGAAGUCACCUGCACCUGUACCUUGAAGAGCAUUUGAAAUGAAUACAUUUAAAUUAUGCAUUUGGAUCAUGUGAAAUCUUAGUUGAGGAAUCAAAUGUAUUGUAUUUUACUGAGCACCUGAAGUUUGUGAGUUGUUGAAGUCCCUCACAUGGUACAGGGGAUUUCAUACAGGUUUGAAAUGUACCUUGAAGAGCAUUUGAAAUUGUUUCAUCACAUCUCAUUCAACAUUCUGAAAGGCUGUAAAGGGAUGGCUGUCCUCCGUCACCAUUUCAGGAAGAUGAAAGUAUUGGUUUAGGUAUCAUACCUAUAAAUCCCUCAUAUGAUUUAUUUUCACUUAAAUAAUGUUAUCAUUACCAGUGCCAUUUCAUAGCGCAAGCAUUACCAUUUCAAUUUAUAUGUAAUCUGCCCUGCAGAAUAAUAUAUUUCUUGUAAUAAAUCAUAAUGCAUUUGACUUUGAGGAAAAGAGUGAGAAAGAGAGGAAAAGAGAAGAUGUGGAGACACAGAGAAUGAGAGAUACAGAAAGUAAUGAGAGAGAGAGAGAGAGAGAGAGAGAGAGAGAGAGAGAGAGAGAGAGAGAGAGAGAGAGAGAGAGAGAGAGAGAGAGAGAGAGAGAGAGAGGUCGCUAGAAGUAACAGAGAUAGACAUGUAGACUGAAAGAGAGGGACAUGGAAAGAUAGUGAUAGAGUGGUGGAGAGAGAGAAACAAGAAGAGAGAAUGAUAGGGAGUGAUGUCAUGCCGGGGGAUGGAGAGGUUGUCAAGCACACCUGCUCAGCCUCGGUGCCUAGUGAGAGGCCACAGUGAGCAUCGGGCACCCAGCCCCCCCCCCCCCCCCCCCCCCCCCCCAUUGUCUGCCCCACUGAUCCAGACAGACAUACCCAGUGGGACCGUGGCAUAAUCACUUUAUUUCCCUGUCGGCUGCUGGAGGGGGGCUGAGUGGCUGCAACCUUAGCCAAGCCUGCCUGUGUGAUCCUCUCCUCCCCCACAGGGACAACUGUGGCCCAGGUGACAGCCGCAGAUGCUGACGAUCCCCUGUUCGGAAACAACGCCAAGCUCAUCUACUCUAUUCUACUGGGGGAGCCUACUUCUCUGUGGAACCCAAGACAGGUAUAG
Messenger RNA from Coregonus sp. 'balchen', 2021 nucleotides. The record is from the annotation of a GenBank genome assembly. NCBI's taxonomy places the organism in Eukaryota, Metazoa, Chordata, Actinopteri, Salmoniformes, Salmonidae.